Molecule: messenger RNA, 1097 nt
Organism: Empidonax traillii (willow flycatcher)
Lineage: Eukaryota; Metazoa; Chordata; Aves; Passeriformes; Tyrannidae
Gene: GABRP
Product: gamma-aminobutyric acid type A receptor pi subunit
Exons: 5
Biological process (GO): monoatomic ion transmembrane transport; nervous system process; chemical synaptic transmission
Cellular component (GO): neuron projection; synapse; GABA-A receptor complex
Molecular function (GO): neurotransmitter receptor activity; extracellular ligand-gated monoatomic ion channel activity; GABA-A receptor activity
Source: RefSeq, a predicted model, not a curated record
AGUUCUUUCUCCUCCUGCAGGAUCACUACUACUGUUGCCUGUAACAUGGACCUGUCAAAAUAUCCCAUGGACACACAAACAUGCCGACUGCAGCUGGAAAGUUGGGGCUAUGAUGAAAAUGAUGUCACCUUCACAUGGCUGAGAGGAAACGACUCCGUCCAUGGCAUGGAGAAGCUGCGGCUCUCUCAGUACACGGUGCAGCGUUACCACACCCUGGUCUCCACCUCACAGCAGGAGACAGGCAGUUACCCACGCCUGAUACUACAGUUUGAGCUGAGAAGAAAUGUGCUUUACUUCAUUUUGGAGACCUACGUGCCCUCCACUCUGCUGGUCAUGUUGUCCUGGGUUUCUUUUUGGAUCACACUGGACUCAGUGCCUGCCAGAACCUGCAUUGGAGUCACAACAGUGCUUUCCAUGACGACUCUGAUGAUCGGCUCACGGAGUUCACUUUCAAAAACCAACUGUUUCAUUAAGGCCAUUGAUGUUUAUCUUGGCAUCUGCUUCAGCUUCAUCUUUGGUGCCCUUGUGGAGUAUGCAGUGGCUCACUACAGCUCAUCACAAAAGUGUGCAGCUAAAGUACCUCAAGAGGGGCCAGCAAAUGAGCUCACUAAAGAAAUGGAAGAAGUCAACAUCACUAACAUCCUCAACAAUUCCAUCACCAGCUGUAAACAGCAAAUCAGCUUCACAAGCGUUGAGAUUUCCAGUGAUAAUGUUAACUGCAGUGACUUGACUAUGAAAAGUCAUGAGAAAAUCAAAUGUGUCCUGAGAAACAAAAUGCACAGGAUUAUUGGUUAUUUCACAAUUCAGAACCCUGGCAAUGUGGACCACUACUCCAAAUUGCUUUUCCCUUUGUUUUUUAUGCUGGUCAAUGUGUUUUAUUGGGCUUAUUAUCUCUAUUUUUAGUAGAAAUCAGUUGCUUCAUUCUCCUACUUCAGCAGGAAAGGAGUCGAGCUGGUGGGUAUCCAGUGAUAACAUCAGUGAAUUCAACGUGGACAAAAUGCUUGUGUCCUGAGGUACCCAGCAGAAGAGUGUGUGAGGUGUGCAAGAUCAACACUGACUCUGGACAGCAGCUGCUCAGCUGGGUGGCUGUGCUGGGC